Mercenaria mercenaria is the source of this 3286-nucleotide messenger RNA. Its product is annotated as guanylate cyclase soluble subunit beta-1-like. The transcript has 10 exons. Gene Ontology annotation, biological process: response to oxygen levels; cGMP biosynthetic process. The record is from RefSeq and is a predicted model, not a curated record. NCBI's taxonomy places the organism in Eukaryota, Metazoa, Mollusca, Bivalvia, Venerida, Veneridae. Gene Ontology annotation, cellular component: guanylate cyclase complex, soluble. Gene Ontology annotation, molecular function: heme binding; guanylate cyclase activity.
AAUAUAGAACCCCACACUACUAUAUCCUAUAUACCGGUAUACUGUACAUAGACAAAGAGACGUGUUUGAUCACACUGUUAUCAACGAUCGAUACUGUCGGAAUUCUACUAUCUUUCAAAUUGAAAUAAGAAUUUACGAUAGCUAUGAAUUUGAAAGUUAACCAAUAAACCCUCGCUCUCUCUGAUACCGUUUUAUGGUAGUGGAGUUGAUUUAACGGCAUUUUUGGGAUGAUAUUGGAGCGGAUUUCAAUCAUUUAACGAAGGAUCUACAUGAUGUACAAUCGGUGAUAUCAAAGAACUAUCAGAUUCAAACUGGCGAUAAAUUUCCCUGAAAGUGUCACGGAUAGAAAGAUAUCAAAGUGACGUGAUACAACGUUGAAUCGGGAGCAUUCUUCAGAACAGUCAAGCCCAACUAUAUCAGAUAAUGUACGGGUUUGUAAAUCACGCUCUUGAACUCCUUGUUAUCAGACGCUUUGGUAAGGAAAAAUGGGAGGAAGUAAAAAAAGAAGCGAACUUGAUAAUGGAGGGAAAGUUUAUCAUUCGGAACAUAUACAAUGAUGCGGCGACAUACAGUGUUGUUGGGGCAGCAUCGAAAGUACUUGGAUUACCUGCAGCCUUCCUGCUGGAAGAAUUCGGAAAAAUGUUCUUUGAUUUCUGCAAAGAAUCUGGAUACACCAAAAUCUUAAAGGUUUUAGGCGCAAACACGCAAGAGUUUUUGCAGAAUUUGGACGCCCUACACGAUCAUCUUGCAACAAUCUAUCCUGGCAUGCAAGCUCCUUCUUUCCGGUGUUCAAAUGAGAAUGGUGCCUUAAUUCUGCAUUACUAUUCCGAUCGUCCCGGUCUCGAGUCUAUUGUUGUAGGUAUAGUGAAAGCAGUCGCCAAAAAUUUACAUAAUUCUGAGGUUGAUGUCCAAAUCAUCAAAACAAAGGAAGAAUGUGACCACGUACAAUUUGUUAUCAUAGAAAAAGGACCAAAAGCUGUCGUGGAUGAAAAUAAUAAAAAUAAAAAUGUGGAACACAGAAACCUAAAACCUAAGAUCAGUCCAGCUACCUUCUGCAGAGCGUUUCCCUUUCAUAUUCUGUUUGAUAAAAACAUGAUAAUUAAACAAACCGGUUUUUCAUUGGCCAGAGUCAUCCCAGGGGUCACAAAAGGAAACUGUAAAAUAGAUUAUGUGUUCGAGAUGAUUCGUCCGCACAUGACAUUUGAUUUCAAUCACAUAUUGUCUCACAUAAACACUGUGUACGUUCUUCGUACCAAAGAAGACACAUGUAAAACUCAAGCAGACGACAGUACAAGCAAACUUGAUCACCAAGAUACUUCACGCAUGCGCUUGAAAGGUCAAAUGGUAUUUGUUCCGGAAUCUGAAUGUUUGCUGUUCAUGUGCUCUCCGAGUGUGACCAGCCUGGAUGACCUAAGUAGGCGUGGCCUUUUCUUGAGCGACAUACCGCUGCACGACUCCACAAGAGACUUGGUGUUGCUGUCCGAGAAGUUUGACGAAGAAUAUCGUCUGACACAGAAGCUGGAGUUUCUCACAGACAAACUUCAAACUAUGCACCGUGAACUGGAGGCAGAGAAACAGAAAACUGACAAACUGAUGUAUUCUAUUCUGCCGCCGUCAGUGGCGAAUGAGUUACGUCACAACAGAAGCGUCCCUGCCCGAAAGUACGAAAACGUCACCAUCAUGUUUAGUGGUAUUGUCGGCUUUUCAAAAUUCAGCACUAGCAAUUCAGACGUACAUGGAGCCGUCAAAAUUGUAAAAUUGCUGAAUACAGUGUAUACAAAGUUCGAUGACAUCUUAGCGCAACAUACUGAUGUUUUCAAGGUGAAAUAACUGAGGAGACAAUACAUGGCGGUAAGCGGCCUACCGGAAGAGAGUGUAACACAUGCAAAAUCCAUAGCGAGGCUGGCUCUAGAUCUGAUGGAUGUGUCCAAGGAACUGAGAGAUCCGAAUAAUCAUCUGAUUGAAAUCACAAUCGGGAUGCAUUCUGGAAAUGUAGUUACGGGAGUAAUUGGAAAGAGGAUGCCUAGGUAUUGUCUGUUUGGGAACACUGUAAACUUGACCAGUAGGACGGAAACUACAGGUGUUGUCGGUAGGAUUAACGUUUCGCAAUACGCCUAUGCAUACCUGAAAUCUGGUCCAUGUUUCGAUCCCCAGUUUCACUUCACACACAGAGGACACGUCAAGAUGAAAGGCAAAAAGGACCCAAUGGAGUGCUGGUUCCUUUCUAGAAAAUUGAUACCGGCCGAACAAUGAACAGUUUAGUGACAAUCACGUUAACAUCUAUGCUUGAAAUACAUCCUGGUUCUGACAGAUUCUGCUAAUUACGGUUGUACUCUCGAAGUGAUGUCAUCUUACUGUCUUCGUUCCUCACCUGUCCAUACAUAGCCCUGGAAUUAGGAGAUAUUUUACUUUCCGACGCAUACAAAAUUUAAUAGUAAAGACAUCACUGUUUAUCAUCUUCAGAGCUUUGAACGCUUUUAAGUCGGCAUUAGACUGUUAGUGACAAGGUCGUCUGUUGCUACUUGUGAAAUUUCAUGAAAUUUCAAAAGAUUCGGUAUUGAUAUAGUUGUAUUAUGUUUAUCAUUUUAGCUCACCAAAGCACAAAGUGCUCAAGGUGAGCUAUUGCGACCGAUCAUUGUCCGGCGUCCGUCGGCGUCCGUCGUACGUCAUCCGUCGUGCGUCAACAUUUGCCUUGUGAACACUCUAGAGGCCAUAUUUGUGACCCAAUCUCUUUGAAACUUGGUCAGAAUUUUAGUUUUGAUGAUCUCCAGGUCAAGUUCGAAACUGGGUCACAAUGAUCGCGGCAUUUGCGUUGUGAUUUAACACGGUUGUUCAAAUGAGAAGGAAUUGAACCACAAGGGCGUUACCCCGAGUUGUUAAAUAACCAAACAACCCGUGGUAAAUCUGUCGAUAAACAACACGAAUAUCUUCUAAAUUUUUAAUUUAACAUAAUGAUAAAAAUUAUGCUGAGCUUCAUUCAUUUGCGUAGCGGCUGUUUUACGUCAUAAUUGACAUUAUAAUGUUCUCUCAAUGGUUCGAGCGUCUGUCGUUGUUUAUCGCAGAAUAUACAACGCUUUAUUUAUUUCUUUGUUAUUAAAAAAACAUGUUAGAAUACUUAGUAACGUCUAUGUUCACAAGAUUAUUCUGACAUGAAUCGAAAUAAUUAGAAAUAAGACGAAAAGUAAUUCUAUAUUGUUUGUAAAUAGUUUAUUUUGUAUGAUGUAUUUGUAUUAAGUUUAUAUAAACUGCUGUAGAUUUUAAAACAACAAUAAAUGUUAAAGAGCAA